Molecule: messenger RNA, 5289 nt
Organism: Camelus dromedarius (Arabian camel)
Lineage: Eukaryota; Metazoa; Chordata; Mammalia; Artiodactyla; Camelidae
Gene: SMU1
Product: SMU1 DNA replication regulator and spliceosomal factor
Exons: 12
Coding region: 118-1659 (513 amino acids)
Biological process (GO): mRNA splicing, via spliceosome
Cellular component (GO): precatalytic spliceosome
Molecular function (GO): protein binding
Source: RefSeq, a predicted model, not a curated record
CGUCGGACGUCGGACGUCGAGCGGAAGUGACGUGCAGGGGCCGCCGGAGGUGUCGUUGCUGCGUUGCGCGACUGGGCCUGAGAGUGGAGUGGGGCCUGCGACCGGGAACUUAGCGCGAUGUCGAUUGAAAUAGAGUCUUCCGAUGUGAUCCGUCUUAUCAUGCAGUACCUAAAGGAGAACAGUUUACAUCGGGCAUUAGCCACCUUACAGGAGGAGACUACUGUGUCUCUGAAUACCGUGGACAGCAUUGAGAGUUUUGUGGCUGACAUUAAUAGCGGCCACUGGGAUACUGUUCUACAAGCUAUACAGUCUCUGAAAUUGCCAGACAAAACCCUCAUUGACCUCUAUGAACAGGUUGUUUUGGAAUUGAUAGAGCUCCGUGAAUUGGGUGCUGCCAGAUCUCUCCUGAGACAGACUGACCCCAUGAUCAUGUUAAAGCAAACACAGCCAGAGCGGUAUAUCCAUCUGGAAAACCUCUUGGCCAGGUCUUACUUUGAUCCUCGAGAGGCAUACCCUGAUGGAAGUAGCAAAGAGAAGAGACGAGCAGCAAUUGCCCAGGCCUUAGCGGGGGAAGUCAGUGUGGUGCCUCCAUCUCGUCUCAUGGCAUUGCUGGGACAGGCAUUGAAGUGGCAACAACACCAGGGAUUGCUUCCUCCUGGUAUGACCAUAGAUUUGUUCCGAGGCAAAGCAGCUGUCAAAGACGUAGAAGAAGAAAAGUUUCCUACACAGCUGAGCAGGCACAUUAAGUUUGGUCAGAAAUCACAUGUGGAGUGUGCUCGAUUUUCUCCAGAUGGUCAGUAUCUGGUCACUGGGUCUGUUGAUGGAUUCAUUGAAGUAUGGAACUUUACAACUGGAAAAAUCAGGAAGGAUCUCAAGUACCAAGCCCAGGAUAACUUUAUGAUGAUGGAUGAUGCUGUCCUCUGCAUGUGCUUCAGCAGAGAUACAGAAAUGUUAGCAACUGGUGCCCAAGAUGGAAAAAUCAAGGUAUGGAAGAUUCAGAGUGGACAGUGUUUAAGGAGAUUUGAAAGGGCACACAGUAAAGGUGUCACCUGUCUAAGCUUUUCUAAGGAUAGCAGUCAGAUCCUUAGUGCCUCUUUUGACCAGACAAUUCGAAUUCAUGGUUUAAAAUCUGGAAAAACCCUGAAGGAAUUUCGUGGCCAUUCCUCCUUCGUUAAUGAAGCAACAUUCACACAAGAUGGACAUUAUAUUAUUAGUGCAUCCUCCGACGGCACUGUAAAGAUUUGGAACAUGAAGACCACAGAAUGUUCAAAUACCUUUAAAUCCUUGGGCAGCACUGCAGGGACAGACAUCACUGUCAACAGUGUGAUCUUGCUUCCUAAAAACCCAGAGCACUUUGUGGUUUGCAACAGAUCAAACACAGUGGUGAUCAUGAACAUGCAGGGACAGAUUGUCAGAAGCUUCAGCUCUGGAAAGAGAGAAGGUGGUGACUUUGUUUGCUGUGCCCUUUCUCCCCGUGGGGAAUGGAUCUACUGUGUAGGGGAGGACUUUGUGCUCUACUGUUUCAGCACAGUCACUGGCAAACUGGAGAGAACUUUGACAGUUCAUGAGAAGGAUGUAAUUGGUAUUGCACAUCACCCUCAUCAGAACUUGAUUGCUACUUACAGUGAAGAUGGACUCCUAAAACUCUGGAAGCCCUAAAUUUAACUUUUCUCUUUAACUACCCUGAGAGCAUGUACUUAAAUGGAGACAUAUUCAUGUGCUGCCCCCCACGCUUUUUUUUUUAAAGGCCAGCUUUCCUAAGCAGAUUGUCUGAAUUAGGCACAAGAGUAAUUUUGUGAAAAUUCAUGUAGUGGUUACCCUUUUUUAAAAUAUGUAAGGUAUUUGCUUAUCUGUUCCUAAUUGGGGCAGUCACUUAAUGUUCUCAGUAUCUUUUACCUGUAGAGUGAGAUACUGGUAUUUCUAGGAAAAAACUGUACUCCUUUGAUUAUUUGAAAUGCUGAUUAAAAUGGGCCUUCUACAGUAAAACUUAUUAACUAUCCCAAAUACAGUAGCUGUUCCAUUUUUUUUUUAAGAUGUUAAUAAACUUUACACCUUUCUGGAGGUUUUGUUCUUAAAUGUAAGUACUCGUCUAGUUAUGUUUACUUAGAGGCACAUUAUUAUCCCUGAAUCUUAAGUACAGCAGGAAGUCAACUCUUGGGUAGAAUGACUGAAUGUAAAAAGGUCAUGUGUUGAAUAGCAUCUUUAUUUCAUUGCCUUCACCCGUGCACUCCUUUUUCUUAGCUGUGCCUGCUCGUGUGUUGAGUCCAGAGAAUAUCCUCUCCAUCUCAUAGACAGAACUAGUUGUAGGAUCCACUAUGAUAAUUCCAUUUUGAGUAUCCUCUUUGUAUUUAAAGGAAGGUUUGGCAUUGAAAAUAUGCUGUUCUGAAAAAUUAGAAAAGCACCUGAAAUUUAGCGAAGUCUUUUUUGCUAUGUGCAUCAUUACCAGUUAAAGGAAAAAAAUUAAGCCAACAAAACCCUUGAAAAUAUUUUGUAUGUGGCUCUUUUCUGUUUCAACCAUUCAACCAAAGAUGUAUGGAGUGCCUGUGUUGAUGUGUGAAGGUACUGUGCUAGGUACCCAUUUCAAGAAAGUUAGGGCUUAUCUGUGUAGGCCUUUAUGUCUCCUUUUAAUUUUCCCAAUUACUAGGUACAAAAUUAGUGGGGAAGAUUUUGCAGUCUUACGAUGGUCCCUUAAAACACAGCCUCAUCAUGUAUUGGGGAUCAGCUAUACCUAGCACAUGGUACUGCUCAGUAUUUGCUGAAUAAUUCUUAACAGCACUAUGAAUUCCUUCUUUCCCACUCAUAUUCCCAAAACUUUUGUCCCUUUGCCACAAAACCUGCAGCUUUUCCACGGGAUGUCAUUUGCUGCUGUUCUGAGAGGUGAACAAUAGCCACAACUCUAUGUGAACAUAUCCUGUUCCUCCCCAAAGAAGCUUUCACUUAAGGUAAAAAAAAAAUAGCUUAUACUAAACAAAACAAAAACCUUAGGAAAAAGUUAGAAAAAAGUUCCUUUACAAAAUUGGGAGUUUUGAUUUAGCCUAUGGCCUCAAACUGGCAAUUACGAGAUGCAUAUUUUGUGCCAAGGCUCAUGGAGAGCAAGAAUCUAGUCAGCACCUCCUAGGAAUUUUUAUCAGACACCUCUACUCCUGUACCUAAUGUUGAGGAUGGCUUAAAAGACCAGUUUCUGUCAGAGGAUAGGGGAGAAAAAGCAGGUUAACAGGAUUAAGGUAUUGGGGUUAAGAGAAAAUCAGGGUUGUUUUUUUUUUUUUUUUGGAUAAUGGGAGGGGCAUUAUCUAGACCUACUGGGUUAGGAAAGGCUUCCUUGGAGGGAUUAACCAUAAAAGGAGCAUCAGGAGCUGAAGGGCAUGCCACACUAACCCAAGGGGUCCGUAUGCCCCUGGGCUAAGCAGCAAGGAACUGUGAGAAUGGGAUUGGCACCUGGGGUCUCACCCCUGCAGGAAGUGGCUGGCUGGCUGGAGGCAUCUACUGGAGCCACUGGGCUGCUGUUCAGUGUACAAAUUGACAGAGGCUAAUGGAGUGGAUAGCAGCUGGAUAGCCAUCAAUGGCCAUUUUCUGUUGGUUCUCAAGGAGCUGCUGUGCUGCAGCCCACCUAUUUAACUGAUACUCUCGAUACUCUUCUCCAGGACUUGAAACUCAAAAUACGUGGCAUUAAAGUUAACUCCAUGAAUUGUUCCCCCACUCACCUGUUGAAUUAAUGACUCUAGAACACCACCACCUAAUACCUCACAGCACAUUAUUAAAAAAUAACAUCUCAGGUACAAUUCAGUAUCUUCUCCAGGAAUUUAUUUUUCAACUUGCAUUACUACCAUUAAUAGCAUUUAUCAAGACGCUCCUUACUAUGUAAGCAGCCUUAAUUCUCAGAACCACUUUAAGAGCAGCAGCCUAUUCUGAUUCCCGUAAUACACAUUAGGAAACAGGUUUCCAGAGGUUCCAUACCUUGCUCCUGGAACUGAAAACCAGGUCGGAUUCCAAAGCUCACUUUCUUUACUCUUUUCCAAUCUAGAUGCUGUCAGUUUCUUCUCAGUCUUGAGGUUUGGGCAAAGAAUCCAUGGACUAUUUCUCCACAUUCUGUUAAUAACUUAUCUAAACUGAACACAGGCAGUGAGAUGAAUAGAAAGAAUACUGAAUUACAAGAACCUGGAUUCCAGUCUUUGCUGUCAUUUUUCACUUAGGACAGACAGAGCUGUGGUUCUGAGUGUUAACCUGGUAACUUGUUUGAGAGGCAGAUUUCUCAGGUCCUACCCUAGACCUACAGAAUCAGAAAGAGCAGCAGUGAGGCUCAGCAAGCAUGCUCACAUUUGAGAACCUGUAGACAUAGAGGGCAUUUUCAUUCACAAGUUGGGUGUUUUAAUUCUUGUUCUGUCAGUCCUCAAAGGUUGCUGAGAUAACCAGAUAGGUGGCAGAGGUACAAAAUUUCAGAAACCCUUCAGAGCGCACCUGUGUUGCUCUAGCAUGGUAGCAUUUUUCAUUUAGCGUGCUUUCAGAGCACGUGCUUCAUCUUCACACAUUAUUUCAGAAGACAGGAAAUUAUCAUACAUGGUAUAUGUCUAGGCUGGGAGGCUCCCUUGGCCUGAAACAAACUUGGCAAUAGCAAGGCCUGCCAUUAUUUGACCGUCUCCAGCCAUUUUAACAGUGGCAUUACUGUUCUAGGUGAUAAAUAUAACCAUGUCCCCAUGGUGGUGGCAUAGAACCUUGACUGUAUGUAACCAUCCUGUUGCUUAGGCUACACCCUGCUCAACUACACCAAAACUCCUAGAGAGUGAGACACAAGUCAUGUUUAAAGCUUCCCAGGUUAACUCCAAUUGUAGCCCAAGGUUGAGAGCCAGUACUAAAGGCGGAGAAAGAUCUCUCAUUUCACAAAAGAUGUGCCACCAUCUUCCACAAGGGCCCUUGUGGGACAUAAUCAGCUUCUAUUCUUACACUCUGCAAGUAUGAAUGGACAGGGGAAGCAUAACAAAGCGUUAGUGGUGGGGGCCAGGAACUACACUUACAUGGAUGCACUUGUAUUUCUAUAACAACCCUGGCUAGAAUUCCAAACAGGCAUUAUUUGUUUUUUAGUUUUUACAGACUACAAACUUGUCAGUUUCUGCCUCUCCAGGUUGUAACUAUUUUUUCUUCUAGUGAUUUCUAUUUUAAGUUUUUAACUGUAGUGAAACAAAAGUAAAGCAUGCUCAACCAUUUUUAAGUGUAUAAUUAAGUAGCAUUAAUGAUUAUUAAAAACUAUGUUGUGCAAACCAUCACUGUAUUUUCAAAACUUUAACCACCCCAAAC